AAAAUUUCCAGCGCACUUGAGCACACUUAGCCAGAAAACAAGAAAAAUAAAAUAAAUAAAAACGCAAUAGAAAAACGCAAAUGCAGUACAAUUAAAAGCGAGCGGCGCUCGAAGAUUAACAAAAGCAAUUAACCGUGUUCAACAUAUAUAGUAUAAGCCACGACAGUGGGUGUUGCCGCUGUGAAAGUGGACCUUUGUUUUGUUUUUGAUAGCUUUUGUUUGUGGCAAUACUCGGAUUGGAUGGUAAGCGGAGCAGGGAGCAGCGGCAGCGGAGUCCCAAGUGAUUUUCCAUAACAAGCCUCGACGGGAAAUGCCAAUCGGCAGUGCGAAAAUGUCUCUGGCGGCGUGGCUGGUUCUCUGCGCUGUUCUGCAGACAGUUACCUGUUACUCGGUCCACAUCACGGCGCCCGACCACGCGCUCCUCGGGUCCUCCGCCAAUGUGUCCGCCCAGCUCUUCGACAAGGGUGAACCCGCCGCCAAGGGCACCUACAGGUUCACCUGGACCGACAGUGCUGGCCAUCGACAGGUGAUGGAAACAAGCAUUGCUAGCAGCAAUUGGAGUUUGACUUUCGCCCAGAAAGAACCGACCACUCAUGUCAUCAAGGUCGAAGUCGAGAAGUAUUAUUCCAUUCUUUGGUUGACAGAGGCCAAGGGCGAGAAGAAGAUUAACUUGGACAGCACGUUGGGUGGCAGGCUGGAGCUAAUUCAAAAGAAUGUGACGAGGCCGCAUGACUUUGUGUCCACGCAGGAAGCAGUGAAUCACAGCAUAUCGCUGUCUGAGUCCGAUCUAGAGUUUCUGCGAGCGAAGGGUUAUCACAUCCAAACCUAUUGGUUCCAAAACUGCACAUAUCUUGGCAUGUCCGGGGACCUGGACUAUAUAGCAACAUAUCCGCAAGCUGAGCAAUCCUAUGACGUGGAAGCCCUAGUUGUAGCCUCGUUGGAGUUGCCGCCGGAGCCGACGCCUUCGACCACGACUACAACCACGACCACAACUACUACCACCACUACAACUACAACGACCACAACAACCACUACGACGCCCAAACCAACAACUUCGACCACAACAACUACGACCACCACCAGCACCACUCCUAAGCCAGCACCACCACGGGCCAAACGUGACUUAAUCCAGGCCAUGCACACCAAUGCCGCUCUCCUUGGCCUAAAUCUAACUAACGCGUUGAAGCAACAAAAGGCGUCGGCUGGAAAUGUGUCUGUGGCUUUGGUCAAUCCGCUGGGAGUGCGUCGUCUGUCCAAGCUCAAUGUGUUGCCCGGUAUGGAGCCACCGUUUGACUGCGUGAGUAAGAAGUUCAUUGCGCAGGAUCCCAAGCAGAUUUACGGAUACUUCCAGCAUCGAAUAGUGACCAGAGAUCCAAUCUCUGCCGUGGACACGAAUGGCAAGAACUGGCUGCAGCACUGGGAGAUGCUAAGCCUGGACGUCAGCUGCAAGGGAACACCACCGUUUGAGUUUUGCUCGAAAGUCUUUACGGCUCCAUACAAUUCGACCGGAAAUGAAACGUGUGAGAUAUACGAUCCGAUGGUCAAUUGCUCAUAUCAGUACAAGCGGUACUUCAGCGAAAGCAAGACCAUACUCUUCUUUAUAAGGAACGAGGUGUCGCAAACCCUCAAUCAGGUCACCAUUAACAUGUAUGAAGCCCAGCGACAGUCUCAACUUUCCGUCGUGGUUGUGCCAGUUACCUGCACUUUGGUGGCCGUAAUACUAGUGGUCUUUGGUGUAGCCUAUUAUAUACAGAGGGGAAAUCGAUUCACGGUUGAAGUGGCUGACUUUAACUUCGGCGAUACGCAGUCGGUGGACAUGGAGUACAAGACAUUCCCGCAGCGCCUGGUGGAUAGCAUCCGGGAGGCGUGGUCGUGGCCGGGACAACGCCGCCACUCACAGUCCAGUGCAGAUCUCAUGGCGGAUGAUCCGCCCAGCCCGGGCUUUGCCGGCAAUGUGGGCGAUGUCGAUAGCAAUCUGCGCUAUAACACUUUCAACUAGGGCCUUUAGUGGGUUCAGGUUCCGUUGGAAUAUUGUUACCUAAACCUAAAUUAACCGAUUUAAUUUAAUUUAAUUUCGCCCCCUAAGUUGUAAGGCCCUGCUCCCUGUUGUCUAUCAUUUAUACGAUACAUAUUUCUUUGUAGGACUCGAAAAUGGGAGCAGGCGUGAUAAUUUUGUUAUUAUUUGUAUGUAUGUAUAUUUUGUGCACUGUCUUGUGCUUAGUCAUUUUCAUUUUGUAUACCGAGCCCCCUCUCGGACGGUAUAUUCAUAUGAAUGUUCACGAUAUAGAAUCUUCUUUAUAUGUUUACACAUCACCUUUUUCUCCCUACAUCCCUGUCCCCCAUCAACGCACACACUUGCUCAUUAAUGGCCAAAUGUCGAGUAGCAAGCUACCAUUUAAAUCGCAAUAUCAGCGGAUUCGGGAACGCAACUGCGGAUAUAUUGUUAAAGACUGUCUUUGUUCAGAAAGCAAAAAGGAGAGAAAACUGGUAAAAUUUACACUCUACUUAUGCCUACAUAUAAAGAGUUGUUCGUAACGAGUUUAAUGCUAGCAUAAGUCAAUUUGAUUGUUUUCACUGUACCGUCGUGAUCCGAAUUCUAUGACAAAGACACACGCAUCUCACACUAACAACACACACGCGAACACACAAAUAUUCAUUGUGAUAGAUAAUAGAAACAACAGUAUAUAUGUUUAACUAAAACGAAAAGUUUAAAGAAAACUAUAUAAUUAUAAAGAUAAAAUACGCUGUAUUUCCUAAAUAACUAUCCUUGAGCUUAGCAAACCA
Drosophila serrata is the source of this 2784-nucleotide messenger RNA. RefSeq lists its product as uncharacterized. The record is from RefSeq and is a predicted model, not a curated record. Gene Ontology annotation, cellular component: plasma membrane. NCBI's taxonomy places the organism in Eukaryota, Metazoa, Arthropoda, Insecta, Diptera, Drosophilidae.